AUGGCCGACAAAAUCACUCGUAUAGCUAUUGUAGAUUCGAAUCGAUGCAAGCCAAAACGAUGCGCGCAAGAAUGCAAAAAGUCAUGUCCAGUGGUGAAGAUGGGCAAGCUCUGUAUAGAGGUCAAGCCGACCGACAAGAUUGCAUUCAUAUCCGAAUUCCUAUGCAUCGGUUGUGGUAUCUGCGUCAAAAAAUGCCCCUUUGAGGCAAUAGCGAUCAUCAAUCUACCAACGAACCUCGAGUCUGAAGUCACACAUCGAUACACAGCGAACGCGUUCAAACUACACAGACUGCCGACACCGCGGCCUGGGCAGGUGCUGGGUCUCGUGGGCACGAACGGUAUAGGGAAGAGCACUGCGCUGAAAAUCCUGGCGGGGAAGGUGAAGCCGAACCUUGGGCGGUACGAUGAUCCGCCGGAUUGGCAGGAAAUCCUCAAAUACUUCCGCGGGUCAGAGCUGCAGAACUACUUUACAAAGGUGCUCGAAGAUAAUCUGAAGGCACUGAUCAAGCCGCAAUAUGUGGACCACAUACCGCGGGCGAUCAAGGGGACUAUGACGGUGUCGCAGAUGCUGGACUCGAAGCUGGAGCGGGACAACAAGCAGGAGAUGUGCGAUGAGCUAGAGCUGAACAAGGUUCUCGAACGUGAGGUUGGGCAGCUGUCUGGUGGAGAAUUGCAACGGUUCGCAAUCGCGAUGUCGUGCAUCCAACGGGCGGAUGUGUAUAUGUUUGACGAGCCGUCGAGUUAUCUGGAUAUUAGGCAGCGGUUGAAGGCGGCUGAAGUUAUUCGUGGCCUGCUAACCCCAGACUGCUACGUCGUGGCCGUCGAGCACGAUCUGUCUGUUCUGGAUUACCUCUCCGAUUUCAUUUGCUGUCUAUACGGCAAACCCUCCAUGUAUGGUGUCGUCACCAUGCCUUCAUCAGUCCGAGAAGGAAUCAACAUCUUCCUCGACGGUUUCAUCCCUACCGAGAAUCUGAGAUUCAGAGAGGAGUCGUUAUCGUUCAAGAUGGUCGAGACGGCGGAGGAGCUCGUCGUCGACAAGACACGGCACUACUCCUACCCAUCCAUGACCAAGACCCUAGGCGGCUUCAAACUCACGGUCGAAUCGGGCACGUUCACCGAUUCCGAAAUCAUCGUCAUGCUAGGCGAGAACGGGACAGGGAAGACGACGUUCGUGCGGUUGCUUGCAGGUGACAAGCCGGAUAAUGAAGCGGACACGCUGUCGCUGGCCGUGUCGCUCAAGCCGCAGACGAUAUCGCCCAAGUUCCCCGGUACCGUGCGGAUGCUGCUGCUGAAGCAGAUCAGGCAGGCGUUCAUGCACGCGCAGUUCCAAACGGACGUGCUCAAGCCGAUGAAUCUGGAGAAUAUCAUGGACCAGGAGGUGAAGACGUUAUCUGGUGGAGAGUUGCAGAGAGUCGCCAUCGUGCUUGCCCUAGGCAAGCCGAACGUGUCUGUCUAUCUUCUUGACGAACCUAGCAGUUUCUUGGAUUCCGAACAACGUAUUAUUGCUAGCAAAGUCAUCAAAAGGUUCAUCCUCCACGCUAAGAAGACCGCGUUCGUCAUCGAGCACGAUUUUAUCAUGGCGACAUACUUGGCCGAUCGUGUCAUUGUCUUCGAGGGUCAACCAGCCGUCUCGGCUACCGCCACCCCGCCACAAACACUCUUAUCGGGAAUGAACAGAUUCCUCGCCUCGCUCGAGAUCACGUUCAGACGCGAUCCCACUAACUACCGCCCACGCGUGAACAAGCGACACAGUGUCAAGGACAGGGAGCAGAAAGCGAGCGGGAACUACUUCUUCCUCGAAGAUUAA
Molecule: messenger RNA, 1806 nt
Organism: Pleurotus ostreatus (oyster mushroom)
Lineage: Eukaryota; Fungi; Basidiomycota; Agaricomycetes; Agaricales; Pleurotaceae
Gene: RLI1
Product: Fe-S cluster-binding ribosome biosynthesis protein
Exons: 10
Coding region: 1-1806 (601 amino acids)
Biological process (GO): ribosomal subunit export from nucleus; translational initiation; translational termination
Molecular function (GO): ribosomal small subunit binding; ATP binding; ATP hydrolysis activity
Source: RefSeq, a predicted model, not a curated record